AUGAAAAAAAUCGAUGCUCAAGUUUCAUUUGGUGGUGUGAACGUCAUCUUCUUUGGUGAUUAUUUACAAUAUCGGCCAGUCUCUGAUUCACCAUCGCAUACUGAUUUUUCAUUAUCAUCAUCAUCAAAAAAGAAACAAGGAAAAAUACCAUCUGAAAAAGAAAUUCAACAACGUGUUUCACGUUCUUUAAUUCUUCAAAUGAAUUGUGUGGUAAAGCUUACACAACAGAUACGAACAGAAGAUAUACGAUAUCUUCAAUUACUCGAUCGGCUUCGUCAUGGACAAUGCAAUUAUGACGAUUAUGAAUUAUUGCAGACACGAGUUGUUGGACAACCAUCAAUAGAAUCUCUGCAUGAUUCGCCAUGGAACAAAGUAAAUAAACUUUUNAAUAUCUAA
Molecule: messenger RNA, 396 nt
Organism: Adineta ricciae
Lineage: Eukaryota; Metazoa; Rotifera; Eurotatoria; Adinetida; Adinetidae
Source: the annotation of a GenBank genome assembly